Molecule: messenger RNA, 1074 nt
Organism: Pygoscelis adeliae (Adelie penguin)
Lineage: Eukaryota; Metazoa; Chordata; Aves; Sphenisciformes; Spheniscidae
Product: Krueppel-like factor 5
Exons: 4
Coding region: 1-1074 (357 amino acids)
Biological process (GO): regulation of transcription by RNA polymerase II
Molecular function (GO): RNA polymerase II cis-regulatory region sequence-specific DNA binding; DNA-binding transcription factor activity, RNA polymerase II-specific
Source: RefSeq, a predicted model, not a curated record
AUGGAUAAGUACCUUUCAAACGAGGUGCCAUCCAUCCCAAUGAUAGCAGACAAGAAGUACCGCCGGGAGAGUGCCUCAGUGGUGGAUGAGUUCUUCUCCACGGAGAAGCCCACUUCUACGCCGUACAGCGUGAACAUCAAUGUGAUUCUGCCAGACACGACGCACCUGCGCACGGGACUUUACCGGCCACCCAAAUCCAUGACGCCAUUCCCACAGAUCAAAACAGAGCCUGGCACCAGCUUCGCCCAGCCCUGCUCUUCCGCCUCUGGCUCCACACAGACCCUGCCCGACUUCACCAGCGUCUUCAGCAUGCCCCAGUCAGUGGCAGUGAACAACAUCUUCAUCAAGCAGGAGAUGCCCUCUGAGAUCCCCUUAUCCACCAAUCCACAGCAAUCCCAGCUUUACCAGAUGCCUCUUGGCAACGGAAGCGCUGACAUUACCACUCUGACGUCCUCCUCCCACAGCACCACAGCCAUCAACAGUCUCAGUGGUGUCACCAUGUCCACAGGUAACACCAUGUCCAGUGUGGGACAGGGGAACUUCAACAUCUCAGGGCAGUUCUACGCUGUUCCAGGGGUGAACCUGCCCCCUUCACCCCCCAACUCACAGCCUGGCAGCCCAGAAAAUCAACCCGAGCUCAUCAACACCAUCUCUCCCCCACCAUCCUAUGAAGCCACUUUUGGACUGAAGUUGGUCCAGUCAUCCCAGGUUCCCCCAGUCCCCAAUGGCCUUGGGACCCUCUCCCAAGGGCACAUUGUCAUGCAGCCCCCCAAAUACAACAGACGCAACAACCCUGAGCUGGAGAAAAGGAGAAUCCAUCACUGCGAUUACCCAGGUUGCUCAAAAGUUUAUACCAAGAGCUCCCACCUGAAGGCACAUCAGAGGACUCACACAGGUGAGAAGCCCUAUAAAUGCACAUGGGAAGGCUGCGACUGGCGCUUCGCCCGCUCCGACGAGCUGACCCGGCACUACCGGAAGCACACGGGUGCCAAGCCCUUCAAGUGCCUAGCCUGCGGCCGGUGCUUCUCCCGCUCCGACCAUCUGGCUCUCCACAUGAAGCGGCACCAGAACUAG